AUGUGCAUCCUUACAACCUGUUUUGUAGGUCAAUUUCCUUAAACGGUGCCAAAGGAGAGAGGAUGGAAGCAGAAAAUCCUGCCAAGGAAGCAGUCCUCAUGACUGGAGGAGGUGGUUAUUUUGGCUUCCGUUUAGGUUGUGCCAUGUACCAAAAGGGAGUUGAUGUGAUUCUCUUUGAUGUUGCCAAGCCACUUCAAACCGUGCCAGAGGGAAUAAAGUUCGUGCAAGGGGAUGUCUGUUGCCUGCGUGAAGUGGAAGAGGCUCUUCGAGAUGUAAUCUGCGUAUUCCAUAUCGCUUCCUAUGGAAUGUCUGGCAGGGAGCAGCUGAACCGAAAACUUAUAGAAGAUGUUAAUGUGAGAGGAACAGAAAAUGUCAUCCAAGCCUGCAAGAGCGCUGGCGUGUCAAGCCUGGUUUAUACAAGUACUUACAAUGUGAUAUUUGGAGGCCAGAUUAUAGAAAAUGGAGACGAAACACUGCCUUAUCUACCUCUUCACCUGCACCCUGAUCACUACUCCCGGACCAAAUCUUUAGCAGAAAUGAAAGUGCUGGAGGCAAACGGUGCUGAGCUUCAAAAUGGGAAAGGUAUAUUAAGGACCUGCGCUCUCCGCCCAGCAGGCAUCUAUGGGCCUGGAGAACAAAGGCAUCUUCCAAGAAUUGUUAGUUACAUUGAAAAGGGACUGUUUAAAUUUGUCUAUGGUGAUCCUCACAGUUUAGUAGAAUUUGUACACGUAGACAACCUAGUUCAGGCUCAUGUCCUUGCCUUUGAGGCCCUCAAAGCCAACAAAAAACACAUAGCUGCAGGCCAAGCCUAUUUUAUUUCAGACGGCAGGCCCAUAAAUAACUUUGAAUUUUUCCGACCGCUAGUGGAAGGUUUGGGUUACAGGUUCCCAACCUGUCGCCUUCCUCUCUCCCUUGUUUAUUUUUUUGCAUUCCUUACGGAAGUAGUUCAUUUUCUUGUAGGACAGGUUUAUAAUUUUCAGCCUCUCCUCACUCGCACAGAAGUUUACAAAACUGGUGUCACACAUUAUUUUAGUAUGGAGAAGGCCAGAAGAGAGCUGGGGUAUGAGCCCCAACAGUACAGCCUGAAUGAAGUGGUUGAGUGGUUUAGAUCUCGGGGCUGUGGACCAAAGCCGAGGAAGUACACAGUUAUGCAACUGAUUAGGGAUGGGGGACUGCUCUUGCUGCUGAUUGCUGUGAUGGUCUCAUCCACAGUUACACUUUCACUCUGAAAGAUGAAACGCUGACGAUGGAGGACAGAAUUUAGAUGGGCACUCUUGGAUUUGAGAGGUAACAACAAAAA
Messenger RNA from Apaloderma vittatum (bar-tailed trogon), 1300 nucleotides. RefSeq names its product short chain dehydrogenase/reductase family 42E, member 1 (gene SDR42E1). Gene Ontology annotation, molecular function: 3-beta-hydroxy-Delta5-steroid dehydrogenase (NAD+) activity. NCBI's taxonomy places the organism in Eukaryota, Metazoa, Chordata, Aves, Trogoniformes, Trogonidae. The transcript has 2 exons. Gene Ontology annotation, biological process: steroid biosynthetic process. The record is from RefSeq and is a predicted model, not a curated record. The coding region runs from base 63 to 1229 and encodes 388 amino acids.